UGACAACUGAUUUAUAUUCCAUAGAUACAGUCUUCCAAAUUUAAGCCUCGGUCUCGUUGGACGCUAGAGCUACGUCACCGGAAGGCGGAAGGCGGAAGGGAAGGAGCGUGAGUGCGUGUUGCAGUCUCACAAGUGGGAAGAAGAACAGAACGAAGUGUGAGCUGCUGGGAACCGAUACAUAAUGAGUCUUCAGUGGACAGCCGUCGCAACCUUUCUUUAUGUUGAAGUGUUCCUAGUGUUGCUGCUGUGCAUUCCCUUCAUUUCCCCCACAAGAUGGCAGAAAAUCUUCAAAUCUCGCCUGGUCCAAUUAUUAGUGUCAUAUGGGAACACGUUCUUCCUCGUCCUGAUAGUAAUCUUGGUGCUGUUAUUACUAGAUGCAUUCCGGGAAAUCCAGAAAUAUGGAGUCGGGGAACUGGUGGAUCUUAAGAAUAACCCAGUGGCUGUCGAGCACAUCCACAUGAAACUCUUCCGAGCUCAGCGCAAUCUGUAUAUCGCCGGCUUCUCCCUGCUCCUCUCCUUCCUCCUGAGGCGCCUGGUCAUGCUCAUCUCCAAGCAGGCAACACUAUUGGCAUCUAACGAGGCCUUCAGGAAGCAGGCAGAGAGUGCCAGCGAUGCAGCCAAGAAGUACAUGGAGGAAAAUGACAAGCUAAAGAAGGAACUAAAGUCUUUAGGAGUGGAAGUGAAUGACCUGCCUGACACCAAUGUUGAGGAGGAUAACAAGAAGCUUAAAGAAGAGGUGCGCAAGCUUAAGGGGGAGCUGGAAUCUGCCAAGAAAACCCUGCACAAGUCCGAGAGUGAGGUUGUCGCUAUCAAGAAACAGUGUGAGGGUUUAACCAAGGAGUAUGACCGGCUGCUGGACGAGCAUUCGAAGCUUCAGGCCCGUGUGAGCUGUAAAACAUGGGCUUGGAGGUGGGUGAGUACAUUGGCACAGGCAGAUGGACCAAUGGACAAGAAGGACGACUGAGUCAGCCAUGGAUACCCCCAAAGCAUCUCAUCCCUCUUUUCGUGGAGCAUUUCUUACGGAGUGUGUGGCGGUGGCAGAAAACAUGGACUUUUAGAUGGGCUAACGGCCGUUUUUUAUAUGUAUUAUAUUUCCAGCACUCUGUAUGGCCUUCUCUUCUAUUCUCUCCCUAAUGUCAUCUGUCUGCUUUCUUAUCAUAGACUGACUGUCAUUUGAAACCCCCAUCCAAGCCACUGACCCACUGACCCACUAACCGAUAACACUUCUUAGGGGCAGUAUGUUUCUUGUACAGUCCCCCCCCCCUUCAGUAAUAAGUUGGGUUAGUUUAAGCUAAAGAGGGGCAAUACAUUAUUUUUUCAGAGUUGCAGCUACAGAAUUGGGAUCUGAGUACUAUUAGUGACUUUGCUUUGCAUGUCCAGCCCCACAGCAGCAAGGAAGUCAAUAAACCUGGGUUAAACAAA
Molecule: messenger RNA, 1422 nt
Organism: Xenopus laevis (African clawed frog)
Lineage: Eukaryota; Metazoa; Chordata; Amphibia; Anura; Pipidae
Gene: bcap31.S
Product: MGC84076 protein
Exons: 9
Coding region: 182-964 (260 amino acids)
Source: RefSeq, a predicted model, not a curated record